Molecule: messenger RNA, 1215 nt
Organism: Blastocystis hominis
Lineage: Eukaryota; Bigyra; Opalinata; Blastocystidae
Exons: 4
Coding region: 1-1215 (404 amino acids)
Molecular function (GO): glycosyltransferase activity
Source: RefSeq, a predicted model, not a curated record
AUGAAACUGGAUUUUCCUGAUUUUACCAGAGCAGCAUCCUGGGAUAAUAUUUCUGAUUUUUACAAUAAUCAAUCGUUUCUCAAAACAACACAAUCCUUGUCCCACACAAAAUACACUAUUUUUCCCUAUUUGAUGCAUCUGGGUUUGGGUGUGAAAUAUGCUGAAUGGUUUGAGUUGAAAAAAACAUCGCAUAGUGUGAUUUUGCAUAGAAAACAGGCUGUAAAAGAAAAACAUUGGGAGUACAAUAGUACUUUUUCUGUAGCUCCACUUACAAAUGAUAUGCCUUCACACGAUGCAAUUGCUUUACUACCCUCUAAUCGUUCCUAUUCCACUAAUGUGUGGUACGACAGGGUUGCCAUUAUGUCGACUCGUGGCUAUGUGAAUAUUUAUCACAAUGCAGAAUGGAUUACAAACUUUUAUCACAUUGCCACAAACAUCGAAAAGUUCCCUCUGUUCUCUGCUUUUACUAUUGUUAAUCCUACACUUAUAGAAGGUGAUCCUCGAUCCAAAUGGGUACUGUCCUAUAUUAAUGAAACACUAAGCAUGUUUCCACCUGAAAUUCGACCAUUCUAUGUUCCAUAUUCCUCCUUCUUUGAACAACACGAUCAUAUUUGGUUUCGACGUGCUAUAUUCUUAUUUAUUAACACACCGGUUCUUGAUAUGUUUCUUUCAGAUAUUGAGCCACUUCUUGUGAAGAAAAUAGCUUAUCGUUACUAUGGCAUUUCCGAACUAAUCGCAAAGCCAGAUAAGCUGAAAUUACUUUAUAUUGCACGCCAAGGAGAGUGGAGACAAAUUCUAAAUGAAAGAGAUAUGAUAAGAAAUAUCACAUCAAAGUGUAAAGAUGUUGUGGAAUUUGAGAAAGCGUAUUUUGAACGAAAUACUCAUCGUAUGCAAGUAUUAUCAAUGCGAAGCACGGAUAUUUUGCUUGGAUAUCACGGAGCUGCUUUUGUAAAUAUAAUGUUUAUGAUGCCGUAUUCUGGAUUUAUUGAAUUCUUUUCUCCAUUGCUGAAGCCUCGGUAUUAUGAUAUGAUGGCACAAAAGACGCAAUUGGCGUAUCGAAGUUUGACGGGGAAUAAUAUUGAUCUGUCAAAGAAACCACCACGUGAUGGAAGAAACAUCAAUAUGUUUAUUGAUGUGAAUAUGGUAGUGGAAUAUGUAAAUGAGUUGGUUGAAAUAGUGAACAAGGAAAAGUAUAAAAUUGUAAGUGUUAUUUAA